Molecule: messenger RNA, 300 nt
Organism: Gongylonema pulchrum
Lineage: Eukaryota; Metazoa; Nematoda; Chromadorea; Rhabditida; Gongylonematidae
Source: the annotation of a GenBank genome assembly
UUAUUCAUACGACCAAAUAAUUUCAGUGAUACAAUUAUGCGUGAAUUCACGGCGCUGCUGAACCAGGUGAAUAAUUCAUUCGAUCAUUUUCGGGCCGAAUUAUCCGCACUGAUUUUUCCAGUUUUCGCGCAUCUUUAUAUCCAGCUUAUUGCAGAUGGACAUACCCUACAGGCAGCAGCAUUUAGCGAGAAAUUUGCACGGCAUGUUCCGUCGAUGUACGAGGAGCCAGUGAAAUCACUCACACGUAUCACAACGCAUAGCCAAGCUGCUAACCAUCAUCUUGUUCAGGCAUUAACGUAA